CCCCCAAGGCUUGUAUAGCUGAAGCACGACUGAUGGAAAAGAGCUAUUCCCCUCCCCGUAGUGAUUUUCCACCUGAUCAAAGAUUAUUAGGCAGUUGAUCAAUGAAAUCAAAAGCUGGAGUUCUAAAUUCAAGUAAGAACCAAGCGCAACUCCCUUUAAGGAAAGGGGCACGUCAAUAUAUCUGCUAGGAGGGAAGAGCAAGAAACCUUGUUGAAGAAUGGGAAAGUCUGAGCCAGUCUAGCCGGCACAGCCAAGUUCCUGUUCCAGGCGUGGUCGGUGACAGGCGGCACCCGUGAUUUACAGUGCGGCUCCAGCAGAGAGGGCCAAAGCAGGAAUUUUGCCAAAGCCGCGCGUUUUAGCGAUCUCUGGAACAAAAUGCUGUCGCGCAGAAGGUUUUCCUUAAGCAAGCCCCAUCCGAUCCUGUUUAGGAUGCUGAUGUCAUCUGGCAGUGGCUCCCAGGUUAUUCAGAACAUGGAAGAAGGACAUUUCCCGAUUCAUGUGAAUAAUGUGCGAAGUAAAUUGAGAGAGCUAGUGGGAGCAUCCACCAAUUGGAGAGACCAUGUGCAAGCGAUGAAUGAAAGAAAAUCUUUACAUACACUCCUUGCUAAAACCCAAGCUGACCUGCCCCCUAGGAAAAUGAAAGACAGCUAUAUAGAUGUUAUCUUGCCUUUAGGAAGUCAGCCUGAAAUAAGAGAAAAAUAUCUCAAUAUGCAAAACACUGUCAGAUUUGGUCGAAUACUUGAAGACCUUGACAGCUUAGGAGUUCUUAUUUGUUAUACUCAUACAAAAAAUGAAGCCACUCUGAGAUCUCCUUUAUCAAUUGUUACAGCACUCGUGGAUAAAAUUGGUUUAUGGAAGCAGCAUAUUCAUCCGGAUUGUGAUAUCAAGUUCACUGGGAAUGUUUCCUGGGUUGGAAAAACUUCAAUGGAAGUGAAGAUACACAUGCUUCAGUUACUUGAUGCAAUCUAUUCCCCUGUGUUAGAUGCAACUUUUGUCAUGGUGGCCCGUGAUCCUGAAAAUAAAAGACCAGCAUUUGUCAAUCCAUUAAUUGCUGAAACCCCAGAGGAGGAAAAAAUCUUAAAGGAAGGAGAAAAGAACAAGAUCAGGCGGCUUGAAUCUAGUAGGGCUUCUUUACUGAAGGUUGCUCCUACUGCAGAUGAAAGAAAUAUUAUCCAUAAUAUGUUCCUGAAUACUCUGGAUUCAAGGACAGUAAGUUUUCGUAGUCGGGUAUUACUACCCAAUUCAGUAUGGAUGCAAGACACAAAAUUAAAGGGUUUGGAGAUCUGCCAUCCACAGGAACGUAACAUUUUCAACAGAAUCUUUGGAGGCUUUCUCAUGAGAAAAGCAUAUGAACUUGGAUGGGCUACUGCCUACAGCUAUGGAAACUCCAGACCUUAUGUGGUAGCUGUAGAUGAUAUUAUGUUUCAAAAACCUGUUGAAAUUGGAUCCUUACUAUUACUUUCUUCCCAGGUUUGUUAUACUGAAAAAAAUAAUAUCCAGGUUCGGGUGCAUAGUGAAGUUUAUGAUCCAGACACCAGGGUACACCACACAACCAAUGUCUUCCAUUUCACAUUUGUGAUAGAGAAGGAAAUACCAGAUGUUGUUCCCAAGACAUAUGGUGAAUCUAUGUUGUAUUUGGAUGGAAAAAGGCACUUUGAUUCAGUUAUGAAAGAAAACACAACAUAGGAUCAGCACAGAAUUAUAGCUUUGGAUGGCCUUGAAAACUUCAGAGUGGUUAUCAGAAAGAACAGAAAAGCAUUUUUACUCCAAAAGCAGUACAGAAAUAUUAUAAAGUUUUUAUAUUUCUAUCCUAGUAUUUUUGUUGCGAUUUAUACAAAUAUUUUAAUGUUCUCAUUGCAUAUAUUCUUCAUAUGUUUAAGCAUGAAACAAAUAUAGAAUAUUUUGCUGAGCGUCCAGUUAUGAUUGGGAUGGGCAAAAUAUUGUGUAAAUAAAUAAUCAGUAGAAAAAGAAAAAAAGUUACUUUUGAGUAGGACGUAUAGAAAAUAGUAUAGAAUAAUGCUCCUGAAUAUCUUUCAUACUUUUAAAAACUUGUAUGUUAUUUAAAUUCAUGCAACGUAUAGUGGGGACACUACAUUGGGCCAAUUAAGACAUUUCUCCCCUUUCCCUUUAGAUCCAUAAAAAAUCUCAUUGUGCUGAUUGGUAGUUGUUUUUAAAGUUUUUUUAAAUCACCGGUUUCCCCAAUAAUAAGACCCCCCCUAAAAAUAAGCUCUAGUUAAGACCCCACCCACUCUGUCCCACCAUCUGGUUGCUCACGGUCACAACGGGGCAGGAGGGCAUCUGGUACCGCCACGAGGUAAGGUGAGAUGAGGCAAGUGGCAGGGGGAGCUUCCACAUUCGCUCUGGUCUCAUGUACCUCAAGGCCCCCACAGCCAGGCCACUGGAACCUCCCUCUGCCCAUUGAAUGACCUGGCUGCCUGCCUCUUCUCUUUCACUCCCUUCCCGAGCCGGAUGCCAUGCUAUGGAGCACAGGUGUCAAACUCGAUUUUAUUGAGAGCUGCAUCAGGGUUGUGUUUGACUUCAGGUAUGUGUGGGGGCCAGGAUGGGUGUGGCGAGGGUGGGCAUGGUCAGCUUGGCAUCGCUUGUGUCAGGGGCACCACUCGUGGCCAAGUGCUAAGGCAGGACUUCCCCAGACCCUCCCUCCCUCUCAUAACCAACCAACCUUCCUUCCUUCCUUCCUUCCUUCCUUCCUUCCUUCCUUCCUUCCUUCCUUCCUUCCUUCCUUCCUUCCUUCUUCCUUCACCUCUUUCCUUUUCCUUCCUUGCUCACUUCCCAUCUUUCUUCCUUUUUUGUUGUCUUUCCUCUUCUCAUUUUCUGUUCCUUCUUGGAUGCUCAAAUGCAGAAGGGGAAACAUUUCUCCUUUUGCUUUGCUUUUGUUUUGCUAGUCUUCUGCCAGUGAAAACGGAGCUUAGGGAGGCUGCGCAUGGGCCCCCCAGGCCCUGUUUUUGCCCGUGAUGGCCUCCUGCAGCCCUCUGCCAGCAAAAACAGAGCUCAGGGAGGCUGUGCAUAGCCCGCCUGGGCUCUGUUUUCACUACAGAGGCCCUAAUGUGGCCAGAUCUAAGCACCUCAUGGGUCGGAUUCAGCCCAUGGGCCUUGAGUUUGACACCCCUGUUAUGGAGGAUGGGUGGGAGAAGCUCGGUCCCCUUACUCUGCUGUUUCCAGGGGAAAGUGACGGCAAAAGGCCUCCACCACUGCUGUGCAUCAGCCACAUCUGCUGCUGGAGCGGUUUUCUUGUCCCCACUGCCCCUGCCCCACCCCGCAGGUCAGUGUCUGGCAGCAGCUGCUGCCUCCUCCUUCACCUUCUGCUUUGGUCCUGUGGCACCACUUCACGCUGCCUGGUCCCCAUUUGCCAUUUCAAUGGAAGCAGCUCUGGAGGCCUGCAGCUCUGGAGGCCAGCACCUCUGCCACUGCAUUUCAGUACCAAUGUCAGCCUUGCCCUUCUGUGGGCCUGCAGCUGCUGAAGAGAGACGGCCCCGUUUUAGUGCCUGGAGCCCUUGCAACUUGCUUUCCAGCCCGUGCUCCUCAGGGCAGGCUGUCUGUGUGGCCCACUCUGCGCUCCACCCCAGAAGCAGGAUCGAAACUUUGGCUUCUCUCUGGAAAAGUGAAGUGACCCGGCGGGCAUGAAGGGUAUGACUUUUUGCCUGACUCUUUGUGCCUUUCUGUUUUCUUUUUCCUGGAUGGACCUUUUCCCACACCCUGCCUGCUUUGUCUUUCAUUUUGUCUUUUUCACACAGCAGGCGGUGAACAUGCGGGGCCUGCGGUAUGGUGCCAGCCCCAUCCUGCUCCACCCCCUGCCUCAGCAUCUCCCCAAAAUAAGCCUCAGUACUAAUUUUGGGGCCCAAAAGAAAAUAAGACCCAGUCUUAUUUUCGGGAAACACAUUAGAAAAUUUUGCCAAGGCUGGUUCCUUUUAUUUGUACAAACCUCCUGUCUUGUCCUGGUAUUGAUAAUAAGAUGCGAUCCUUAUGUAAAGUGCUUGAUAAGGAUAUUGUUGAGUUACACCCGAAGUUGUGGUUUAUAAAGCAGAGUACCGUUAGAGUUUUACGCACGGAAAUGUUUAGAGAGUAAUUGUGAAUAACAUACAGACAAACUGGGUUUUAUAGUAUUUUACUUUUAGGGAAAAUCAAAAUCAUAGUCCUUUAACAAUCCAAGUCUUAGCCAUAUAAAGUGCAAUAUAAGAUCAAUCCAGGGAUAUAAAAUCUUCUUACCAGUUUGUAGAAAAAUACAAGGAACAAUCAGGAACAAUAUAAAAACAGUUCAAUAAAUAUCAGAAAGCAGUAAAUAAAUAAUCAUGAUCAAUCAAUUGACCAUAUAGAGAUCAAAAAGAGUUACAGCGUAGCAGCAGGUAAAAAUGGUGUAGUGUCCACACUAACCAUAAUUUAACUCUCCUUAAAUACAUUGGCUACAGAGCUCAGCCAAUCAGGAUGCAGAAUGACUCAGCACAGUUCUUAAAGCUACUUAAUACAUUCACAUAAUACAAACAUACAAUGUUGGCUUAUAUAUUUCCUGGCCAACCAAUUAGGCAAUAACCAUUUCCUAACAGUGCUGAUUUUACAUAAGGUAAAAUCUGGGACAAAUCAGAAACUGAAAAUAGUGCUGCCAUCAUAAUAAACUAUGACUAAUUCCUGCUGUCAUAGGAAUAUUUUUGGAUUAAUAAAUAAAUGUCUCAUGAAUCUUGUUCAGACUGUGAGAAUAUCAUGACCUUUUAUAUACAUCAUAGUAAUGUUGUAGUUUAUAAGGACUCUGAAUUAUCAAAUCUGAGUUAUUGAUACUUUCCAGGUUCUGAAAUAAUCUUUUUAUACUUAAGUUUACCUACAUAGAGUAAAAUGACUAUUUAAUAAAACUUUAUGCAGAUAUUUGAAUUGCAAUUAUUUAAACAGAAUUAAAUAGGGGCACUUAGUUCAGCUUUUCACCUGAACAAUAUUGGCAAGAGGCCUGAAUGCCACUUUGCUCUGAGAUCACAUCAAGCAUCACUGAAUUUUCAGUAGUUAGAGAUGUGCAGGUAUUUAUUUUGAAACAUUUUGUUUCCAUGUUCCUGUACAAAUAGCCCUCUAUGUUCGCAAUUUCUAUUUUCUUCUACUUCAGGAUAGUUCUCCUGUCAUUAAUAUAAUGCUUAGUAUGAAUGAACUGCUAAAUCCAAGUGAGACAAUGUUUGUUAAUUUUGCUUCUUAGAGUUGCAUGUUUCCUUGAAUAAUUUUUAGAAAAGAUUCUGAUUUAUAUCUAAAAACAAAACAUGUUAAUUAGUGGAUCUUAUGACAUGACUGUAAUAUCUUUUGUCUGAAUCAAGUAUACUGAUCAAUCUAUGCCAUAACCUCAGGCUCAGUACAAUGCUGUGUCUUUGUCAUGAGUUGAAAGCUCCAAUUAAUGCAGAAUACAGUGAUCCAUUUCUUGACUAUAUGAGAUAAUAAUAAUACUAAUAAAAAUAAAUCAAUGGCAGACUGAAAAUUAUCUGUUAUGAAAAGGUCCAAGAUGUUAGCUUUGAUAUUUAAAAAUUUAGAUAGCUAGGAAUUAAUAUAAUUUAGAAACCAUAUUCUGUCUAUUUUUUAGUUUGGAUUUUAAGGUCAUGAAAAAUGCUUUUUGAUUGCACAAUCAUAAAAAGUAUUUAUGCUAAGUUCAAAAUAAUGUUGGCCACAACUAUGGAAAUUUUCAAGUAUCAAUUCUUUUCUAAAAACCACUGUGAAGAUUUUGGUAAGCAUGUGGUUUAUCAAAUAUAAUGAUCCACUAUAUGGGAUCCACUAUGUUAUUCUCCAAAAUCUCUGUAAAACUAUUUAGUUGGGGUAGCUUUUUAGAAGCUGGAAUCAAGAGAUUACUCUUAAGUGAAAGUGUCAGAGACAGAACUGAUCAUAAAUAAAAGGACAGCAAUCUUACUGCAGACAGUUACAUCUGUGUAAUUUAUGUGGUGGUUUAUUACUCACAGGAAAUAACUGCUCCUUCAGGUUCUCUAAUAUACUUGGUUUCUUUAGAAGCAUUUCCUUGCAAUAUGCAAUAUGCAAUAACCUGAUAUUUCUUAUGAUAUUUGCUUUUAUUACAAGUUUUUUCAUCAGGACUUUCUAGUUAAAGCUUGCUUUCAGAAACCAUGGUUGAGAAAAUAAAACUGAUCUUGCACAUUG
This is a messenger RNA of Pantherophis guttatus, 6126 nucleotides long. RefSeq names its product acyl-CoA thioesterase 9 (gene ACOT9). The record is from RefSeq and is a predicted model, not a curated record. Gene Ontology annotation, molecular function: fatty acyl-CoA hydrolase activity. Gene Ontology annotation, cellular component: mitochondrion. Lineage: Eukaryota; Metazoa; Chordata; Lepidosauria; Squamata; Colubridae. Gene Ontology annotation, biological process: acyl-CoA metabolic process.